Molecule: messenger RNA, 2910 nt
Organism: Cyprinodon variegatus (sheepshead minnow)
Lineage: Eukaryota; Metazoa; Chordata; Actinopteri; Cyprinodontiformes; Cyprinodontidae
Product: interferon-induced very large GTPase 1-like
Exons: 4
Coding region: 1-2910 (969 amino acids)
Molecular function (GO): GTP binding
Source: RefSeq, a predicted model, not a curated record
AUGGGUACAGAUCUAAAUCAAUCAAAAGAAAGUCAUAUACAUCCAAUGGAUGUUCAAAUGGCAGCAUUUCGCUGCUCCGACAGCUUCCUUAAACAGAAAAUGAUUACGAAGUUGUCUCAGUGUCAGUAUGCCUUGCCAUUGCUUAUCCCUGAUCCUGGCACAACAAAUAUUGAGUUUCCGCUGUGGACGUUCAGAAAGAUAACAAAAACUUGGAAAAUAGACAAUAAAUCCACUGUCACAAUGAAGAGCAUGCCAAUCUACAAAGCUCAGACUCCCAUGGUUUCCUUUUUCCGACUGGGCUCCAUGUCCUUUUCCAAGUCCCAGCUCAUGAAUGCCUUGAUCAACGACCGCCACCACACAUUCUUCCAUAGAAACUGUCCAGGCAGCACCAAAUCUCGUUAUUUGAUGGAUGGUGUGGCAGAGAUUGCCUGGUACUGCCCUGCUGGAAAACCCAAUGAUUUCUUUACUGACUGCAUUGCCUUCUGUAAUCUUCAUGGGGAUUCACUAAAAAAUGUAAAGCAGCGUGAAAUAUUGACUGAAAAUUCCUCAGUCAUUGUGGUUCUGGUAGAAACUUUGAAAGAAGGCCAGGAAAGUAGUGAAAUCAUUUCAGAGCUUUACAUGUCUCCAAAGCCUCUGAUUAUUCUCAGUGCUGACAAUGACUCAAAUGUAGCUGAGAUAGAAAAUCAAAAAUACAAACUGGGUCUGAAAGAAAGAAGCCAGUCGGAUGUUUCUGAAGAACUGAAAGAAACCAUACAAACCAUUUUGGCUGGACCUCACACAACCUUUCAGCUAGAAACUAUGGCUAGAGUCUCAGGAGUCCUAGUGGAUGAAGAUGCAGAGGUUUGCAAGAAUGGGAAAGAGGCUGCCAUGAAACUAGUUAAACAGAUUGAAAUGGAGAAUGUUUCUGAAAUAAAAGAUAAAUUUCUUCCCUGUCAAGGCCAGCUUUGGUAUGAUUGGUGCAAAAUCAAUAAAGAAUUACAUUAUCUAAAGGGAGACAUUGAGAAAGAAAAGGAUCAGAAAAAUCAGCAGCUGAUGAAGCUACGAAAGAGGCAGUGUAAAAUGUACAAUAGAGAACUGAUGAAGUCAUUCACUGUGAGCCUCCAGAUUUUUCAACCAGAAGACAAGGAAUAUUUCUUAAAAUGGACUCAGAUCCUGUUAGAUUCUCUCUCUACAGAUGACAAAUCUGCCGAAUUAAAUAACAAACAAGCUCAGCUUAAUAAGUUAUCAAAAAAGCUCCAAUCAGCAACUUUUGGUUUGGAACACAUCUUCAGAGAAAUGGGGCAGAUCUAUGAAGCCCAUAAAUCUAUCAAAAAAUCAUCACUUGGCCAAUGCACUGAAUGGACUAAAUACCCUGAGCUGGCUGCAGAUAUGAUGAUAAAAGGACACCCAAUGGAACUGAUGGAUGGUGAUGCUGGCCACGUGCCUUUAAUAUGGGUCUCCAGUCUUAUACAGGAAGUCAUCAAGAAACUGGGUGACCGGAAAGUCUUUGUGCUGUCAGUUCUAGGCGUACAAAGCAGUGGAAAGUCAACAAUGCUGAAUGCCAUGUUUGGAUUGCAGUUUGCAGUGAGUGCUGGGAGGUGCACCAAAGGUGCUUACAUGCAGCUGGUUAAACUGUCAGAUGAAAUCCAGAAAGACUACAAGUUUGACUAUAUUCUAGUUGUUGACACUGAAGGACUGCGUGCUCUUGAGUUAGCAGGCAACAACACCCUUCAUCAUGACAAUGAACUUGCAACAUUUGUUGUUGGUCUGGGAAACAUGACCUUAAUAAACAUCUUUGGUGAGAAUCCAGCUGAGAUGCAAGAUAUCCUGCAGAUAGUUGUGCAAGCUUUCAUGAGGAUGAAGAAAGUCAAGCUUUCUCCAAGUUGUAUGUUUGUUCACCAGAAUGUCACAGAUAUUGCAGCAACAGAGAAAAACAUGGAUGGAAGAAGACGCCUGCAGGAAACACUGGACAAGAUGGCUCAACUAGCUGCCAAAGAGGAGGGGUGUGAUGUUGAGUGCUUCAGUGAUGUCAUCGCAUUUGAUGUGCAAAAAGAUGUGAAAUACUUUGCUCAGCUGUGGGAGGGAAGUCCACCAAUGGCUCCUCCAAAUCCAGGGUAUAGUGAGAGUGUCCAAGAACUGAAGACCAUCAUCCUCUCUAAGGCUAAACCUUCUGAUGGGAUCCUUUUGUCACAUUUCAAUACCAAGAUUCGGGACUUGUGGAAUGCCUUGAUGAAUGAAAACUUUGUUUUUAGCUUCAAAAACACCCAAGAAAUUGCAGUUUACAGAAAGCUGGAGGUCCAAUAUGGAAACUGGACUUGGACCCUGAGGAGUGAAAUGCUGAACAUUGAAAACCAACUUUAUCCCAAGAUUGAAAAGGGGCAGCUGGACAAAGUUGAGCUAAGUGACCUUUACAAAGAAAUUAGCAAAACUUACAAAGCAGUAAAAGACAGUUUAGAAGCUUACUUUGAUGAUGAAAAAGACAAAGAAAUUCUGGUUCAGUGGCGGGGACGAUUUGAGAACAAAAUCAGAGAGUUUUAUGAGGAACUCGUGAAAGGCAUGAAAAGAAAACUGGAUGAGGUUAUUCAGCAGAAAACUGCUCGAAAACAGCUUGACAAUAAGAAAACUGAUUUUGAAAACAAGCUCUUCCAGAAGAGUAAAGAACUCGCUACACAAUUAAAAUCUUCAGCAAAAGAUGAAAACGAAUUAGAACAACAUUUUAACACUGUCUGGAGUAAAUGGGUAGAGGAAUUAAACCCAGAUGCAAAACCAGUUGAGGAUAUAAACUUUAAGGAAGAUGAGUUUAAGGUCCUCAAUGAAUUUGGGCUGGUGGAUAACCUCCACACCUCCGGCAUCUUUCCCGCUGCCAUCCAUUUCCUCGUCUGUGUCGCCUACCAGCCCAUCUUUCCCCCGCGCAGCAGGCACUCGGUGUGA